Molecule: messenger RNA, 423 nt
Organism: Ctenocephalides felis (cat flea)
Lineage: Eukaryota; Metazoa; Arthropoda; Insecta; Siphonaptera; Pulicidae
Exons: 1
Coding region: 1-423 (140 amino acids)
Molecular function (GO): zinc ion binding; nucleic acid binding
Source: RefSeq, a predicted model, not a curated record
AUGAUAGCGUAUUUGAUCGAAGGGUUUUUUAAUGCGACAUUGCAAGCCCAGGCGAAAAUGCGCGAAUUCAAGAGUACGUCGGCAUUGCUGAGAGUGAUGAAUGAAAUAACGCCAUAUAAACGGGGCAUUUCGCAGAAUAUGAGCUGGAAACCACCGCCGUCUGUAGUAAUACCGAAGGUAGUGGAAUGUUUUAAUUGCGGUGAAAGCGGCCACAGGGCGAUAGGAUGCUCGAAGCCUAGGAGACAAAAAGAUGCAUGUUACUCGUGUGGAAAGUUGGGACAUUCGCUGCGAGACUGUCCGCUAAAAGCAUCUACAGAGAGUUCGCAAAAGGCAUUGACAGACUAUUCGCCAAAGGCAUCUACAAGCAGAGAAACGGAUAGUACCACGAAUAGGACGCAUUAUAUAAAUCACAUCCCGCGAUAA